Camellia sinensis is the source of this 529-nucleotide messenger RNA. Lineage: Eukaryota; Viridiplantae; Streptophyta; Magnoliopsida; Ericales; Theaceae. The record is from RefSeq and is a predicted model, not a curated record.
CUGUUUGGUGGAAUUAGUCCGGAUUUGGAGAAUGGCUUCACUUUCUCAUUCACCGGUAACAUUUACUGGAAACCUGGCAUCUGGGACUUCAGCUUUGGAUCAUCUUCAUAGCUCAAUUAAUGGUGUUACUGGUGUGCCUUUGAAAGCCCUAGGGAGGGCACGGUUAGGCGCAACAAGGAGGGAUUUUACGGUCUCUGCGAAGGUUAGAAAGGGAAAGAAGCACGAGUAUCCGUGGCCAGAUGAUGCAGAUCCUAAUGUGAAGGGUGGAGUCCUCAGUCAUCUUUCGCAUUUCAAGCCUCUGAAGGAGAAGCAAAAGCCAGUUACUUUGGAAUUUGAGAAGCCUCUAAUGGCUCUACAAAAGAAGAUAAUUGACGUACAAAAGAUGGCGAAUGAAACUGGUCUGGACUUCACUGAUCAAAUUAUCUCACUUGAGAAUAAGUACCAACAGGUUUGACAAUUCUACAUGCCUCUAGUCUCUAUAUUUGAUUCUUGAGUUUUGCUAUAUUGACAUUAAUUUACUUUCAGAAUC